Messenger RNA from Pieris brassicae (large cabbage white), 2366 nucleotides. Its product is annotated as phospholipid phosphatase 2-like. Gene Ontology annotation, biological process: phospholipid metabolic process; signal transduction; phospholipid dephosphorylation. The transcript has 7 exons. The record is from RefSeq and is a predicted model, not a curated record. Gene Ontology annotation, molecular function: phosphatidate phosphatase activity. The coding region runs from base 263 to 1141 and encodes 292 amino acids. NCBI's taxonomy places the organism in Eukaryota, Metazoa, Arthropoda, Insecta, Lepidoptera, Pieridae.
GCUGAGAGCAGAGGUCGCGUUGCCGGUUCGCGUAUCUGAUCGCCGACUCCGCGUGUUUAGAAAUAAAGUAAAAAAUUCCCGCGUUAUUUAAGUGAAUAAGUUUUUUUAAACCGAUCCGAAUAUUUUAAACUCGAUCGAAAUAUAGUUUAGUUUUUUGUUGUGAUUUUUUGUGUUUUGCGUAAAAAUGCCGCUCGUCGCGUGAAGAAAUAAGGACUAAGGAUUAGGCUUUUUUACGGUCACACAACCAGCAGCUCCAGUUGAAAUGCAGGCACGACGGAAUCUUCUUUGGAAUCUCCUAAUAGAUCUUCCUAUUUUGUUACUAGUGGCAGCAGUAUGCAUACUUCUGGAGGUGGGGGCACUGCCGAGCCGGCAAAGUGGUUUCCGAUGCAACGAUCCAGAUCUCUCGUUCCCUCACACAGGAGAUACAUUGUCCAUCUCGCUCGUUGCAGCUGUGACCGUCAUAGUGCCUUUUGUUAUUAUGUGGGCUGUUGAAGCUGCAUUACACAGAGACGAUGAGUACACGUUUAAAAAGAGCAAGCUGUAUGAGAGUGCGCAAAUGGCGGCUCUAAUGUACCGCGACUAUAUAUACGGGGCAAUAGUGAAUUUGACUAUUAUGGAAAUAGUGAAGUGCGUUGUGGGCUCACCGAGGCCCACCUUCUUCGAUCUGUGUGAGCCGGAUAAGGCCAGUACUUGUAAUGACUCGGAGUACGUGACGAGUUACACCUGCACAUCGACGAGGUACUCCAGGUACCUGCAGAUAGAUGCCAGCAGAAGCUUCCCUUCAGCCCACACGUCCCUCGCCGUGUACUGCGGGCUAUUUUUAGCGUGGUAUCUCCAGCGGCGAGCAUUCAGCUGGCAUAACCGAUCUGUCCUGAUAGUUCCUCUAGUUCAGAUCCUAUGCAUCAUUUACGCGGUUAUCUGCCCUCUUACGAGGAUCACCGACCGAAGACACCAUUGGUGGGACGUGCUUGCUGGUGCUGUUAUGGGUUUCUGCAGUGUUUUGUAUACUGUGCUUGUGCUAUGCAAGAACUUCUCCCAACCGGCUGUGGUGAGUACCAGCGACAUAUCGAGCAGUGACGGUAACAACCACCAAGCUGUCCGCCGGCUUCUGUCCCACGAGCCUAGAGUGGUAGUGCCGUAACCAGAGGCUGUGUAAAGCCGGUGGGCUUUUGACUAUGGAACUUUGUGUAUGUGUGCAUAAUGUGUGUUUUGAGAAAUAGCCUAUAACGUAAAUACGAUAAUGUAAUUACAAAUUUGACAUUUUAGUCGUAAUAAGGCAAAUAAGUUAAUCUAUUAGGGACUUUGCUCAUUUGACGAAUUCAAUAUACGACUAUGUCCAUACAUUAUACGUAAAAUAGACUUGCUUAUAAAAACAGUAAUUAAACGCUUAAUUAAAGAAAUAUUCACUUUCUGGCAAAUUAAUGUACGGCGUAAUGAAACGAGACAAUGGGUUUUAUUAAAUACGGUGCAAUUAGACUGUUAUUGACGUAUUUAUGAAUACCUUUAAAUAGUUAAAUAAAAAACUAUUUUUAACAGCUUGUAAAUUGCUAUUUACAACCUUUCAACAUGAUAGUAUUUACAUAUAUUUCUAUUAUAUAAAAUAAUGAUUUUAUAUGCAAAGUCCUAUCAAAAUGUACAUACGUUUGAAACGCCGACAUAUAUUUUUAUUUAGAUUCGAUUCUGAAUGGUCCAUAGUCCAUACCAACCAUAGUACAUGGUCCCGUCAUUGUACAUUUAGAGAGUUCAUUCGUCAUCUCUGACAUUUACACUUAAAUUUAAAUAUUAAAUCAUCUUAUUGCUCGAAACUUGAUAAAGGUAGCUUUUAGUCGACAAUAACAAUUAGUUUAAAUAAUAAAUGUAUUGUAUAAAUUGGCGCAUUAAAAUUAGUGACAAAAAAACAGUUGUAAAUAUAUCUUUAAUUAUUAGCUUUUAUGAGAUCGAUGAACAUUAGUAUGAGUGCGUCGUAAUUAAUAUUCUUAUUAAAAAAUACCAGUGAUUUGACUUAACAUGUUAUUACAAAUUAAUUAAACAAACAAAUACAUCACAUCACAUGUUUAUACAUAAGUAUGUAUUUAUACUAUAUGUAAAAUAUAGCAGGCGAAGCAAAACAGCUAUAGACACGCCAAUCUAAUCGAGGAAAAUAAAAAAUAACAUACAACAUAAGUUUUUUCAUGGCUUUUGAUUUUUUUAGAGGAAAUGAGGCUUUGUAGUCGCUUGUUUUGGCUCACAAACAAACGUAAUUCAGAAAGCUCUUAAUCAGCUUUUGAAUUAACACUUACCACAUUGGAAAGUAAUAAUAAAACAUUUUACUGUACGACAUCCCGUCACGAAUGGGACCUUUCAUCUAACAUAAAUAUUGUACAAGG